Messenger RNA from Gordionus sp. m RMFG-2023, 2170 nucleotides. RefSeq lists its product as uncharacterized. Lineage: Eukaryota; Metazoa; Nematomorpha; Gordioida; Chordodea; Parachordodidae. Bases 13 to 2103 code for a protein of 696 amino acids. The transcript has 23 exons. The record is from RefSeq and is a predicted model, not a curated record.
CGCAAAAUUUAAAUGAAACCCAAAAAUUCUAAAAGCAUUAAAACCAUACUGCCAAGUCCUGAGCCUGCUACAGGUUUGAAAGAUGCGAGUGAUAUAGAUGACAAGACAUUUUUGAAAAAUGCUAGGGAAAGAAAAAUAGCCAAUAAUCGAAACAAAAACUCAAAGCUCACAUUUACGGUGACGAAUCAAAACGACGGUCCACUAAAUGAAGAAGACCAAACUUUACCGCCAAGUCCCGAACCUGCUACAUUUUUGAGAGACGCGAGUAAUUUAGAUGACAAUAAAUUUUUGAAAAAAGCUAGGGAAAGAAGAAUAGCUAAAAAUCGAAACAAAAACUCCAAGCUUACAUUUAAGGUGACAAAUCAAAACGAGAAACCAUUGAAUGAAGAAGACAAGAACACGACUAGUUUAUUAUUGAAAAUGGGAGACGAAAUAUUUCAGGAUCGCUCAUCAACCCUAGCAAGCGGUUCGCGGUGGACGAAGAUUAGAAACUUAAAUAGAGAACCAAUCGUAUUUUAUAUUCCGGACGAGUCAAAAUUUAGUGUUGCGUCGCCAGACCUAGAGCCUAUCCCAAGCUUUUUAAAACGAGAUGCCUCUAAUUCUAAACUGUCUGAUAUCUCAAACACCAGACCAUUUGCUCUUGGGAAAGGGAGGAGAAGGCAAAUGGAUAAGAACGUUAAAUUUACUGUCGUAGAUGAGAGUUUAAAGUUGGACCCACCUAAUGACGUCCUUGGCAAUACGGAUUCUUUAUCGAAAAGGGUAAACCAAAUUUUUAGGGACGAAUCAACUAUUUCUUUGCAUCCUAACCGAUGGAAGACCAUUCGAAACAAGAAUAAAGAAGCGAUUGUGUUUCAUCUUCCUGACACGCCACCAGCAAAAUCACCAAUUAUAGAGCCUACCCCAGGAUUGCCAGAAGGAAACAAUUCAGCUACCAAAUUCUCCAAUGCAUCAGCUUUCCUUCACAGAUUUGCACGCGGGAAGAGGCAUAGAAGACAUAUGGACAAAAACGCUAAAUUUACUGUCGUAGAUGAGAGUUUAAAGUUGGACCAACCUAAUGACAUCCUCGUGAAUACUGAUUCUUUAUCUACAAGGGUAAACGAGAUUUUUAGGGACGAAUCAACUAUUCCUUCCAAUCCUAACCGAUGGAGAACCAUUCGAAACAAGAAUAAAGAAGAGAUUGUGUUUCAUCUUCCUGACACACCACUAGCAAAAUCGCCAAUUAUGGAGCCUACCCCAGGAUUGCCAGAAGGAAACAAUCCUAUUUCCAAACUCUCCAAUGCUUCAGCUUCCACCCAAACUUAUACGCGUUGGAAGAAACCUCGAGGACAGAUGGAUAAAAACUUUAAAUUUAUAGUCCAAGAUGAAGGUCUAAACAUGGGCUCGCUUAAGGACAUCACAGAUACUACGGAUUCCUUAUUGAAAAGGACCGAUAAAACCUUUACGUGUACCGCCAACUCCGCAUCCAUCCCUACAACUCUUAUAAGGCCGAUGAUACAAAAUGGAGAUGAAGAUCCAGUUUUGAAGGAAAAGAUUGUAUUAGAUAUUCUUGGCGAGUCAUUUGAAAAAUCGAACGGUGGCACGUCACCAAGCUUAAAACCAGGCCCGAGCUCGUUUAAACAACGCAUUUCUUCCCCCAAGCAGAUACUAGCUAAUGACAUGAUGGACUCGGUUGAUGAGGGAUCAAGUACAGUCCUAGACAGUGUGAUGCAAGAAGUAGAAGCAGAUAAGCCUUCGGAAAAAAUCCAACACCCUAUCAUCGACAAAUCAAAGAAAUCGAAUAAAAUUAAUAAUUUUAGGAUGUACAAUCACACGGCUAUGAGAAAAUUCAUCAAAAACAAUUGUGAUAUGCCUAUCACAGAUACGUCAUUUCUUAUCGGCAUGUACAAAGAAUGCAUCUCCGCCAACGUUAAAAAACUUAAAAAAAUUAGGUAUUCCUUUCCGAUUAUAAGCAAAAAAAUUGAUCACGACCAUCUAGAGAUUUUGAUGGAGAAGAUAUGUCUUCUUUCGAGUAAGGAUCCAAAGUUCCUUCAACUUACGGACAAAUUACUUAGUACUCCCAGGAAAAACAGACUUAUAAAAUAUUUGAAGGAUAAGAGUUUAUAAUCAAAUUUAUUUAUGUAAUAUUUAUUAAUACAUUUCGAAUUAUGUAAUUACUAUUGUAUUUCACGAA